AAGACUUGCUUCGUACUCAACCACCAAACGAUUCAAGGUUCAAUCUGCAUCCAAUAAUUACGCACAUCUCAGCAUGUAAACAGUGAUAUACCGGAUAGCAGUAUGUCGAUGGAAGACUCGCGUGACCGUUUGGUUGAGAAGGUGCAAACCUUGAGCGACCUGGAACUCGCAGCUCUCGUCUGCCUUGUAGCUGAGCAGCACUGCGUUAUUGAGACUGAAAGACAGCUACUCGAUGACGUUGAAGAAGAGCUAAAGCUGAUUGCGAGCAAUGUCUUUGGCCUCACGUGGGCGGUCUUGGAGUGCAGCGAGCAUACCACUCUCGACGACUUUGGCUGUGGCAUCCUCGUAAAAGAUGAAAGAGAAGAGCAUUUUGGCAAUAAAAGCGAAGCGAGCGCUGUCCAGUUUGCGUCACUCUCUGGAUCACCGAAGCGACCUGACCGCCGUAGUUCGCGCACGCCUGGCAAUUUUACGCAGCUUGACAACGGGAAGAUUGCAAAUGUUGUCAUUGCAAAGAAUCUCGAUCGAGCUACUUCACACGUUCAAGUCCAGGCUCUUGAGCUUAUUAGAGGUAAACGAAACUUCACGCGAACCGCCGUUCAUGCUGCGCCUAGACCUUUUCUAUUCAUUGCAUUAAACGACCUUGACCCUACACGCUUGACUAUGCAUCUCAACGACCAAUUCUUCAUUUCCCAUAAACACUACUUCGAAGAUGGGCUACCGAAUUUGGAGGAACAGCACGGGAAGGGGCACAUCCUCGAAGAUGAUCGAUCAAUCUCGUCUAUCGUUCGAACGCCUCCACUCGGUCUUACAAAAAGCAUGCCUCAGAAAGCCUUGUUUGCAGCAGAGGACCUUACAUCAUUUACUACACGCAUGUCUGAUGUCAAGAUCAGUUCUGAAGUUCGUGCGUAUCUACACAACAUAUCAGUCUUCAUGAGGCUCCAUCGAGCUGUCGCUGGCGGCAUCUCAGCGUUGGCUACACAGCACUUUAACACCCUGGCAUGUGCUCUUGCGCCUCUUCACGGACUCGACUACAUAUCGCCAUCGAUGGUAGCUCUUGCAGCCCGCAAGAUAUAUCCUCAUCGAAUCGUCAUCACCGCACCGGAGAAUGAGCGCAGUCUGCAGUGGGGCAGCUCCCUUGAAGCGGUAAAGGCUAUACUCGAUGGUGUGACGGCCGACGACGUUGUGGAAGAGGUGCUGCAAUCCGUCGAAGUGCCCCUUUGAAUGCUGUGCUUUCGCAAGCAAUCGAUCCAACAAAUCAUUGCUCGCGUGCAACCAUGCUAAUGAUGAGUGAGCAUGGCUUGCAGGCCGAUCGUGAUUGAUAAGUACCUAGUGGGGUAUUUGGCUGCCCCGCGUCAAGCACGGUCGCGCCCGGCCUGGUGCUUGGGCCUUGAACUUUGCGCACUUCUCCCAGCAUCCAAACCAGAACACCACAUUUGGCAUCCUCAAUCGCUCUCUUCUCAGUCAGAGAUCGUGGCAAUGACCAAAGACUACUGCGAUCCGAAUGCG
Messenger RNA from Boeremia exigua, 1506 nucleotides. RefSeq lists its product as uncharacterized. The coding region runs from base 103 to 1221 and encodes 372 amino acids. The transcript is spliced from 7 exons. NCBI's taxonomy places the organism in Eukaryota, Fungi, Ascomycota, Dothideomycetes, Pleosporales, Didymellaceae. The record is from RefSeq and is a predicted model, not a curated record.